GCUCGUCGCAGUAAAACAGUGACGGCUGCGUUGGUAACAGUUGGACGUCGUCUUCUGAUUUGCGAUCACCAUGAAACGUGAGUGAAACGACCCGUCGCCAGCAUAAAUGCGAUUAAGACAGCUGAGGUGGUGACUGUUUUCCACAAAGUGCCUUCUUUGGAUCAAGAAGAAUAAUUCACAAAGCCAUUCUAACACCAUUCAAACAAAUGAUAAUACAUAUUUCGAAACUAUUACAACCAGGAAUGUCAACUAUAAACAUUGCAUUAAUAACACAUUACAGUUAAUAACCAAAAGCAGCACAAAAAUAUACUUUCAUUCUAAAUAUUGAAAAAAAUGCUAUCGUACGAAAAUUGUUUUGAAAUAAAUAUAGAUCAAUAAAUUCCAUUUAUAUUUUUAUGUACACGUGCAACACUUACAUAAUGCAUUGUACGCUACAGUAGUAGCCUAGCUGUUAAGCAUCAUGCACCAAUUAACUUUACGAACCAACUUCACUACAGCUCAGAUUACUUCAAAAAAGAAAAGGUAUCUCGUAUCCUCUGGAUAAAACACGCAAACUGCUUCAUGAUUUACUGAAAGAUUGCGGUCUGUUAUGUCCAAAAUAAAAAUAAUAUUUUCAUAUAAACAUCACUAUAUUUCAGAGCAAUUGAUAUUAAUGUUUUAGAUUUUAUUACAAGCAAAAACUAAGUGAUUUUGAGCAUGGAAGUUCCACUUCACAUAAAUUACAUUUUGAUCAUGAACCAAUAUUCAGUAUUUACAAUUGACAUUUAUUUUAAGAAUGAAUAAACGGUGAAAGCGUAUGAUAAAUCACAGCAGUUAAACAGAGUAUCGCCAAAAGCAGGCAUUGGCAUUGCCUCUAACAACUUCACAUGAUUAGAUAAUAAAAUAAAUUGAUAUUCGUAACACUAAAGAAAACAAGGUCUGUAACGUAAUUCUCAAAACUUAUGUUUGACUAACAUCACACUCAGACAAGUGUAAUGAUUAAAAAACCUUAAAUGUAUUGUAUUUUAAAAUACAACGGAUGUUGUAGUCUCAUGCCAAAUAAGUCUACUGUAACAUUACUAAACACCUGAUUUGGCCUCUACAACUAGUUUACUUUCGAGGUUAGAAAAGGUACGUUGUAUUUGCCGACGUUUCGACAACAUCAAAUGAACGGUGGACACUGUUGUUCUGAAAGAAAAUAAAUAUUUAAUACGAAUUACCCGAAAUUACUGAUAUUAAAAUGGGCCACAAGAAGAAUAAGCCACGUAUGAUCCCGGAACAAGAUCGCCGGAUAUGCGGCAGCAUCUGUUUCUGUCAGCUGACAGUAGUCAUAAGCUGCGUGGCUCUGGUUUACUUAACUGUGGCCAUCUACAUCCCGUCUCAUAGAGCGUUCAAAUCGGGAAUAGAGCCGGUGCCGAUCACGUGUCAGGCUAUCAAGUCCAAUAACCCCAGGAAUUGUCAGUGGGCGUCCUGUGGAGAAUGGUGUCUCACCAAGACGUCAGGCUUCUGUCCGCAGAUCAUGGUGACGGCUAGACGCAACGGCACUGACAUGCAACUAGAAAACUGCUCCAGACUUCAAACCUUCGCCUGCCCACCGGUGGAUGCCGACGCACUGAAGAAGUACAAUUGCAAUAACGGCUCAGAGUGUGGGUCCUUGACGGGAUUGUUCAACUGCUCCUUAGGACACUGCGCCAACUGGACUGACGCAUAUCAGUGUCGGUACAAGGCAGAUGGGAUUUCGCUAGACAGCGAACGAGAUAACAUGAAAAUGACUGGCUUCUUUGAGUGCAAAAAAUCUCGUUGUGUCGAAAUAAAACAACAGUUAAUAUGUGAUCGUUACUGCAACAAAAUUGCUACUACAAAUGCUAAUGUAUUUGUCUUAUAUGAUGAUUUCGUGUACAGCGGAGAGUGUACAAACGCUGUCGCACUCACAAGUGCAAAUGGGACUGACCCAGGAAUAAAAAUACAACCGACGGAGAUCUGGCAUAAAGACAUGGACCAAGUUUUGAUCACAUCUUGCAUGACAGCUGUAAAGACAGCAAACGGUCUAAAAGGAACGGACUGUAUCAACGGAACUCUGCUGGACGAUGGUUUAAUCCCAAAUCCAUCCAUGAACUUCACGACACUGUGGGCCUUGUAUGCCAAUAAGAGUCGACCCGUGGACCCGACACAGAGAUUUCUGCCCAUGCAAUCGGAGCUAACCAUCUACAAAUCCACAAAGCUGUACAUUAACCUGGACGCUUGCGUCAAUACCCUCCGAGGGGAGUGCAAGGAAUUCUUUGGAACUCACGGCAGGGACGGUCGAAACAAAUCCGCACAGUCGCGCUUCCCAUGCUACUAUGACAAGAACAACAAUGCUUCCGUAGUUGCACGGUUUGAUCUCCAUAAGACGUGGCGAGAGCUGGUGAUUGCUGUGGUGGUUCCUACAGUUAUGUUUGUCGUCUCAUCAGCCACUCUGUGUAUCAUCACGCGAUCAGUGAAGGUGGGGGAUGACACGAAGAUGCGUUGCAAGUACUGUGUUGGGAGCGGCGAUAUGACAGACGAAGAAACGAGCUUCAAUCGUGGGACAACCAGAAACAAUACCAGCGAGUGUCUUCUCCCACCAUCGGAAGACAGUACUAUCAGAUAACUGACAUCCAACCAGACACGCCGUCUUCGUACAAGCACCCCACCACGACGACGGAUUUGGUAAUGAACAACCGUCCAUCAUGGAAGAGGGACCAUUACCAACCUUUCAAACAACGUCGAAUCUGGUAAAUGAAAUUGUCGUGUCUUCAGCAAAUACCCAUACACGCCUAUAACUUGUUCGUUAUCAUUAAUCUAAUACACACUAAAUUAAUAAUGUGGAAAUUUCUAAAUAAAUACAGAUUUCUAUGUACCAGUGUUCACAAAACAAAGUCUGAAUGCUUCAGUCCAUUUACAAUUUUAAAUAAUGCUCGCUUCACGUGGUAAAAAUUUAUUAUAAUGAAGAACCAAUAAUCAAUUCAAUGGGUUUAUCUUCACCACAGAUGUUGCUUCUGAACAUUAUAUUUUCAUUCCUUAGCGUCAGAAGGCAGAUACUGUGUUUGUUAUUUUAAGUAAGCUGGUAUCUAACUAAUUAAGGUGUGUGUGUGUGUGCAGUUAUGACUUCUGAAAAAUGAAAACGGAAGGAAUUAGAUUUUGCUGUCUUUCGGUUCAAGCCAAAAGACGUAGAGGUUAAAACGGUGACAACAGUGAGGCACAAAACUAAGAAGCAUAAUUCCUCAUCGCGGAGGGCCUGGUUAGUCCCUAGGUUAGACCAUAUGGAUUUUUUUAGACAAAAGUGCAAUGGGAUAGGUUUCUCUCCGAGUCCGUCGGUCUUACCCUGCCAGUAUCAUGCCACCAGUGCUCCAUAAAAUGUCAUGAUUCUGCAAAAUGUGUGCAAUGACAAUGAUUAAUGCUGCUAGAAUUAUUUAUAGCUGGUAAGGCACAAACUGUCAUAUAAUCAAAGUUUCUUGGGUGAAUGGGCGAACUGUUAUACAAUGGCUUUAACAUUCGUAUAAUACGCUCGUGGUCACUCGCUCCAACCGCUGAUACCCCAGAGCGGCAGUGCCGGAAUUUUGGCAUGAACUAUGGGUGUACAGAAUCAAUGUGUACAUUUAAUAUGUAGCUGUACUCUGC
Zootermopsis nevadensis is the source of this 3618-nucleotide messenger RNA. It is a transcript of the gene Teh4, whose product is annotated as tipE homolog 4 phospholipid transfer protein. Gene Ontology annotation, biological process: regulation of sodium ion transport. Gene Ontology annotation, molecular function: sodium channel regulator activity. The record is from RefSeq and is a predicted model, not a curated record. Gene Ontology annotation, cellular component: plasma membrane. NCBI's taxonomy places the organism in Eukaryota, Metazoa, Arthropoda, Insecta, Blattodea, Termopsidae.